Molecule: messenger RNA, 2847 nt
Organism: Desarmillaria tabescens
Lineage: Eukaryota; Fungi; Basidiomycota; Agaricomycetes; Agaricales; Physalacriaceae
Product: helicase MOV-10
Exons: 13
Coding region: 1-2847 (948 amino acids)
Biological process (GO): regulatory ncRNA-mediated post-transcriptional gene silencing
Cellular component (GO): cytosol; P granule
Source: RefSeq, a predicted model, not a curated record
AUGCCUCUGCCUUUCUACUACAAUGGCUACUAUGUUCCUUUCGGCCAACCACCGGGUUUUCCACCACAUUUUCAUAACGGCUAUACCAGCUAUACCAAUGGUUGGAUGGAUCCUCCUAACUUCCGGCCUUUACAUUCUAGUGCCCUGCCUCCGUCUCCAGUGGCUGACCAAGACUCUAGCCCUGUCGAUGUCUACUGGAGGAGACGGUUGGCGCCUUUACCAGGAUACAGCUCACCUCAAGAUCUUCUCGGUGGAUUAGCCCGAGCAAAUGAGGACAAAGUGUCUGCUGUGACUAUCAAAAAGCCUCCUGAGUCCAGAAAAAAUCGGGCGAGAACGAAGCGCAAGCAAGAACACGGUGCCAAGGGUAAGGAGACGCUCGCGGAAGUGGGAGUAACGUCACCCAAGGGCCCCCCCUCAUCCGGUGUGAAGCCUUUACCUCUUGACAAAUAUGCGGACGUUUUUAUACCCGAGUACCUUCGAGACAUUCAAAGGCUGUCGCAUCGCUUCAACCCUCUUCCCCCAUUACCGAUAUUCCCUUCCCCCUCUUAUUGUGUUGGAAUUUGUCCCAAUGAUAUGAUUAAUACUCUCAGCAACGUAUAUCAUCCCGAUCUCCUGUCCUUUGCCCCUCCCGAGCGUACCCUGCAAUUGCCGGGACUUACUGCUGAGAGAUACCGCGAACACUGGAACACACUCCUGGCAUGGGAACUUGACCAGGUCGCCGUUGAAAAAGAACAGGUAGUGCUAUGGCAAGUGGACGUGCGCGUCGUUGAUUGGAGGCAGUCCCAUUUUUCUUUGGUGGUUGCCGGCAUUCGUGAAAGCCACCCCCACCUCGAAGUGGAUGACUUGAUUCAUCUGAAGCAGGUCCUCGUCGAGGAGAAACGAGGGAGUGGGCUGGCCUUUGAGGGUCGCGUUCUCACCCUUCGAAAGAGAGAGGGGUUCAUUCAUUUCUUUUGUCCUGAAUUGAAAAAACAUAUGCAGAUUUAUAUCCCGCCAGUCUGGGGACGCCCCAUUGAAAAUGGGUUUCCUGUGUUCACUCCAGAAGACUCUUUCAAUCUAUUCUUCAAUGUCUCUUUCACGCCUAGUGCUCGCUCUACCAUCAGGAUGAAUGUAGCGACUAACAUCAUGGCAGAAGCACUGACCUCAAAUAACAGCAAAACUCAUUCGUUUUCUCAUCGGUGGUUAUUCCCUGAGGCUGAAGAUAUACAGAUGAUGCCGCCUUGGACGAGGGCUAUUACUUCGCCACCGGAAGAAAUUUGGAUCGAUGAUGGUUUGAAUAGUGAACAGCGGCCUUGCUUGUCUCUUCAUAUCAAUCUCCGGUCCCAUUUCUCAUUAGGGGACCUCCUGGCACUGGUAAAACGAGGCGAGUUUUCCCACCCAUUCAAUUAUAUUGGUUAUUCACGUCUUCCUUAUCAUAGAACCGUAGUAGAAAUAGUGCAUCAAAUUCUCCGCGCCAAACCUGACGCCCACGUUCUUGUCUGUGCUCCCUCGAACCCCGCUACCGAUACCCUUGCGCAACGACUCGGAAAAGUCCUCAAACCUGCUGAGCUCCUUCGUCUUAAUGAUCAAAACCGAACAUUUGCUGAGGUUCCUGAUUCCAUCCGACAAUUUUGCUACGUGGAAAAUGACAAGUUUUCGAUACCUCCCCUCAAGACCUUGAUGCGGUGCAAAGUUGUAGUGACCUCGUGCCUCGACGCUGGAAUUUUGACCGGCGCUCGCUGCACGAAUAACAUCCUGGGAAUGUUGGAGCACUCCGUUGUCAAUGCCAUACACCCAACUCGUGCCUGCCUGAUUAAACCUCACUGGACUCACCUCCUGAUUGAUGAGGCUGCGCAAGGGUCUGAGCCUGAACUGCUAGUUCCGAUAUCUGUCGUUCUUCCCUUCUCCGAUCCAGAAGACAAGGCGUCGCCAGAAGUUAGCGUGACCCCUCAGCUUGUACUAUGCGGGGACCCGAACCAACUGGGCCCAAUCAUAUUUUCUGAUCACUGCCGCUCGAACGAUCUCGACAUCUCGCUUCUCGAACGCCUCUUUGAACGCCCUUUGUAUACCAAUGAACAAUGUUCGAUCUACAAACCAUUUGUUAACCUUGUAAAGAAUUACCGCAGCCACCCAGCGAUCCUGAUGCCUCCCUCCGCUUUGUUCUACAAUGACACAUUGGAGCCAUGUGCACGCGGAAACGGUGUCGUUGCGUGGUCCGGGCUUCCGAAUGACAAGAUCCCGCUGAUGUUCAUUGGGAGCACGAGUUUAGAAGAGUGUAUUGACGAGCGAGAGACGUGGUAUAACACAGGCGAGAUAGACCUCGUGGUGAAUACCAUCAAAAGCCUACUGGCCGAAGGGGCUAGGUCGGUGCCACCUCUUGCUUCGAAGCAUAUAGGAGUGAUAGCGCCGUGGAGAGAACAGGUGUGGAAGUUGCGGGAGAGACUGCGGGAGGAACGAUUAGGUCAGGUUGACGUUGGGACUGUCGAAGAUUACCAGGCAAGGGAAAUGAGGGUAAUCAUCAUGUCUUGUGUACGAGCGAGGGAGAGAUUUAUCGAAGAGGAUAGCGAGAAGGGACUGGGACUUAUCCAUGAAAGAAAAAGGAUGAAUGUCAGUAUCACGCGAGCAAAGGAGCUGUUGAUCGUCAUUGGUAACGCAGAGCUCAUGGGGCGAGAUCCUUAUUGGAAACAUUUCUUGCAGUUUGCCCUAAGGAAUAAGCUGUAUGUUGGUCCAGACCUAAACAUUGAAAUAGAUGGAAAUUAUAUAUCCAGACUGGAAUCUCGGAUGAUGACUGAGGGGUUGAACGAGGAAGAACAGGGAGUUUUAACUGCUGGAGGUUUGGCGCGAGAACUCUUGCGGGAGGUACCAGCUUGA